Molecule: messenger RNA, 507 nt
Organism: Colletotrichum siamense
Lineage: Eukaryota; Fungi; Ascomycota; Sordariomycetes; Glomerellales; Glomerellaceae
Product: putative 3-hydroxyisobutyrate dehydrogenase
Exons: 1
Coding region: 1-507 (168 amino acids)
Biological process (GO): L-valine catabolic process
Cellular component (GO): mitochondrion
Molecular function (GO): 3-hydroxyisobutyrate dehydrogenase activity; NAD binding
Source: RefSeq, a predicted model, not a curated record
AUGGUGGGCUGCAGCGACGAACUCUACCCUCGAGUCUUCGAAAUUUGCAAACUCAUGGGAAGUGAAGACAGUAUCUUCCACUGCGGGGAACUGGGCUCUGGACUUCAAAUCAAGCUUCUCAACAACUACCUGUCAGCUCUUACUGCAAUGGCCACAGCAGAGACCUACAAUAUCGGCCUACGAGGCGGCCUCGACGCACGCAAGUUGGACCGUGUGAUCAACGCGAGCUCGGGAAUGAACUUCAACUCCAAGAUAAAUAAUCCAGUUCCAGGAAUGACUCCAGCAAACGCCGCUAGCCACGGUUAUGUGGGAGGCUUCUCAAUUGAGUUGUGUCUUGGAGUCCUAGAACUAGGUUUCAAGACCGCUGAAGACGUUGGAGCCAAAACAGUGCUGGGCAAGCCCAUGCUCGAGGCUUACAGAGACGCUGCCAGUCAUGAGGAAUUUCAGGGUAAAGAUUCUAAGGUGAUUUACAAGUGGCUCGGGGGAGAGAACCCAGAUCUUUCAUAG